AUGGCGGCCCCAGGGGUCCCAGGAUCGCUUUUCAUCGGCAUGGUGGUGCUGACAGUUGGGAUAGAGGCCCAGAUCAUCACGGGGUUCUUUCCUUCCACAAUAUUCAUGUCUGGACCUGAAGUGACUUCAUACCUUGUUACAAAUGCAUCUUCUGUCAAUUUAUCCCUUGCUGUCAUUACAGAUACCAUUUCCGCACCUGUGGAAAGUUGCAGUGGGAAUAAUAAUAUAGAUAACUGGGCUUCAACUUAUGUUGGGACACAGAUGGAUGUAUUUAAAGUCACAGUGACAUCACAGAAGAAUCUUACUCUCUGUACCAUCAAUGAAACUAAUUGUUGCACUGAGGAUCUGUGUAUUGUGGAAACACUUCAAGUUACAGCUUGUGGGAAUGGCACACCUAUCAGCAGUCUACUAAUCCAUGCUGAAAUUUAUAUCAACACCACUUUUAUAGGGCUUGUAUCAGAUAAUGAAACUGUGAUACCCAAUCAAGUGUACCAACCUCUAGGAUCAUGCCCAUGUAACCUGACAGCUGCAGCAUGUGAUAUUCUCUGCUGUUGUGAUCAGGAAUGCAACUCCAGCAUGAUAGCACUUUUUAAUGGUUUCUGUUACUCUGGAAUUUUUGGUGGCAAUGUUUCUCCACCAUUUGACCAGCUUUGUAGUGUCCAGGAAAAGAACCAUGCACCAGACUGGUUUCCAUUCCUGUGUGUCCAGUCCUCCAUGGAUAACUCUCCAUUUCUUGGCUAUUUCUAUCAGGGAAACACUAUGAGCCCUUCACAGACUCCAUUUUUCAAUCUGAGCUUUCAGUCCAUUGUUCAAACAACAUCUAGUGGUUAUAAACAAGGAAACCCCAUUUUAAUACAACAGAAUGAAUUCAGUGAAUACUUUACUAUCCCACAGAAAUCUACCAUUGGACAAUGUGUGAAUGCUGCACCUGUGGCUUACUUACAAGAUUUCAAUGUUACGUGUGUUACUGAUAUAACCGCAUGUUCAGAUGUUCUUACAGUUGACUUGAACGUACAAGUUAACCCUGGAAAUGGAGGUCCUAUCAUUUUAACAGUACAGAGUCAGAACACCAGUGUGGACAUUGUUAAUACAGGAACUGUCCUGCCUCAAGCUGUGCAGUGCGAUGUGAUUGUGUCAGCAGACUACACAUUCAUUUGGAAUGCCAGCGUGAUAAAGGAAAUACAAGUCUCCAUCGUUACUGCUAACAUAAGCUUGACUCAUCAGGCAAAGCUAUCACAACGAUUUACAGCUAAAUUUCUCACCAGCAAUAGUACAUCAAAUGUGCUCUCUGGCAACCCAGGUUAUCAAUUUGGAAAGCCAGUCAUAGUUGCUAAUGGAAGUACUCCUUUUAUAAAAAGAACUCUGAACGUCUGGAAGCCUGUUGGGGAAAGUUUGUGUUCCACAACUACACAGACACCUGUCCUGUUUGGACAAAAUUUAUUUUCUGGAUGUGUCUUUAAAGUUGUCAAUGAAAACUGCACUCAGCUGAGGAAGAAAGCACUACAGUUCCUGCAGUCACUGGUUACAGUCAAUUACAUUGCCAUGAGAGGCAACUCAAAUGUCAGCGACCCAAGUGAAUGGGUAUCUAUAAUCUAUGAGUUGCCCAAUACUACAUGUACAGGGAUCUGUGCUGCAGAAAAUGUAAUGUGUUUGAAGGUACCAUCGAACAUGAACAUUGAGAUCAUUACAGCUGUGACAGGUGCAGUGGAAGGAAUUCCGCAGGAAGAGAUUUUGGCAGCCAAAGUCAGUUUCUCAACUAUUAAUGUGGAGUGUGUAUCUGCCUGUAAUGUGUCUCUGCCACUCACAAACUCUGUGCAGUUCAUCCAAGUCCCAGCUCAGCCACUUCCUACUAUCACAAGAUUCCAAACGAAUUAUACAGAAUAUGACUGUGAGAAGAAUGAUGUGUGCUGGCAACACCUUGCUUAUCCUUUUACAAAAUACUACACAGGGGAGCCCUACCAUCUAACACUAGCCAAAGGUAUGAUCCUAGUGUUCUUCUUUAUAAGUGCCACAGUCCUAGGAGGUCCAUGGAACAGAAUACGUAAAGCCUGGAAUAAAACACUGUAA
Staurois parvus is the source of this 2067-nucleotide messenger RNA. NCBI's taxonomy places the organism in Eukaryota, Metazoa, Chordata, Amphibia, Anura, Ranidae. The record is from the annotation of a GenBank genome assembly.